This is a messenger RNA of Gambusia affinis (western mosquitofish), 2250 nucleotides long. RefSeq names its product complexin 4a (gene cplx4a). Bases 1074 to 1553 code for a protein of 159 amino acids. Gene Ontology annotation, biological process: neurotransmitter transport; regulation of neurotransmitter secretion; synaptic vesicle exocytosis. NCBI's taxonomy places the organism in Eukaryota, Metazoa, Chordata, Actinopteri, Cyprinodontiformes, Poeciliidae. Gene Ontology annotation, cellular component: terminal bouton; SNARE complex. The transcript has 3 exons. Gene Ontology annotation, molecular function: syntaxin binding. The record is from RefSeq and is a predicted model, not a curated record.
UCACAGUUCGCAGGUGUCUCCUCAGCGGUAGGCCAUACAACUUUUAUUCCCUAACAAGUUAUCAUCAAUAAUCACAUUAUCAUAAUUUUAUUCAAAAACUCUAAUAAAACCACUGACUCUGUAUAUGAACCUACAAAGUGAGGUUCUUUUUCUGGAGCAAAAAGCAAAGAAACAAAGCUGGCAUAUCGCAAUGUUUUAGUUAAAUUAAAUGAGAACGUAUUAGGUUGAGCAGGAGAUGAGCUCACAUUCCUACCUGAUAAUCACAACAUUAUCUUCAUCUGAAUUCUGCUGCGCCAUUAUGUUCUUGAAACUAUGCUUGAAAAAAUUUCAAUAAUACCAGAGGAGAGAAUACUGUUGCGCUACUUGUAUGUAAUUAAUCUGUGUAUGUGUUUGUAAAAAGAGCUGCAGGCCUACAAAAGACCAUGACGGAAUGACUCCUCCCCAUUUCACACCUUUAGCCAGUCACGUUCCUAUUCAACAAUAGCAUUGCAUGAAGGAUGGCUUUAUUGGGAUAAACAAGAAUACAGUAUAAUCCUGGCCCUCUCUCCCCUCUGCUUGAUCUCAGCAGUGUAAGCUGCACAUGGGCCGAUCUGAACUUCUCUAAUAUGAUUAAGCAGCAGUGGGUGGAAGUACACAGCCUCUGUUUUUGGUUGAAAGAGACUGCCCAUGUAGCCUUAAGGCCUUCUGUGAGUUUUGGUAAAAGUUUUGCCUAAAAAGUGCUUCCAACCUUAAAAAUUUAUUUUUGAAAAACAUCCAGAAAGGUCUCCAUGAUUUAGAAAUAGAAAAAAAAAAAAAAAAAAGCAGGCCAUCUGCCUCUUAGUAUAGUGAAGCAGAAGGGAUUAAAUCCAGAUUAUGGCAGACUGUGUGUGUGUUGUUUGCGUGCGCAUGUAUGUGUCUGUUGCUUGUCAUCAGUGUGUCCUUGACUCUGUAGGCAAGCAGGAGGUUAGCUAGGGAGCUACCACUGGAUUGGAAAGCUACAGGAAGCGAAAGCGAAGCACCAGGAGAACCGUUUACUUUUUCAGUCCACGAAAACAUCCCCCUCCUUGGAGAGUAAACACUCGGAAGAACUCGUGAUGGCUUUUUUGAUCAAGAGCAUGAUUGGGAACCCCCUGUCAGGAAUAGGUCUUGGUGGUGGAGGCGACAAAGAGGAGGAGGCCACUCCGUCAGAUCCUGCAAAAGCAGCUGGGAUGACACGCGAGGAGUAUGAAGAGUACCAAAAACAGUUGGUAGAGGAGAAGAUGGAAAGGGAUGCAGAUUUCUUACACAAAAAGGCAGAGAGGGCAACGCUCAGAGUGUGUCUCAGGGACAAAUACAGACUGCCAAAGAGCGAGCAGGACGAGAACAUGAUAGAGAUGGCCGGGGACGACGUGGACGUGCCCGAGGAGCUGCUCAAGAUGGUGGACGAGGACGCCACGGAGGAGGAGGGCAAGGACUCCCUAAUGGGCCAGUUUCAAAACCUGCAGAACAUGGACAUGGACCAGUUGAAGGAAAAAGCCUCUGCCACGGUGACCGAGCUGAAGAGCAAAGCAGAGGAGAAGUGCUCUGUCAUGUGAACAGCCAAGGGUGGCGAAAGCCAAUGGCGGAAAGACAGGGGGGAUUGUUAAGAUAAUAAUUUAACAUAUUGCUAAGAAUAAACCAAGUUGUGAGUCUGAGGUUCUACACAUUUGUUGAGAAUAAGCCCUCUUUCCUGUUAUGUCACAUUAUUUGAUUCAAAUCAUAACAAGAAAUUAUAUCAAAACCAUCAGAAAAAUCUGCUAUAAAGUUUUUUUUUGCACACAAAUUUGCAGUACAUUAUAUUGUGUCGAUGGUGCCCAAUCCUUCUACUCUUAUUGUUCAGUGUUGUCAUGAAAUGAGACAGAUUAGUCUCUGUGUGUGUGUGUGUGUGCGUGGGUGUGCGUGUGUGUGUGUGUGUGUGUGUGUGUGUUGUUCUUUUUUUUCAUUAAAAAAGAAAGUCAAGGUAAUCCAACAUGUGCUGAUAGAAAACCAAUCCUUCCUGAGUUAUGCAACUUUCCUCUUGGUUCUGUUGUUUUUUUUUUCUUUCUUUUAUUUUUGUUUCUGCUGUAUAACUGUUCGAUAUAUUUAGCCACCUUUGGUGUUGCACGGAAGCAUGUGAUUUUCAGGUGUUACAAUAAUUUCAGCUGGAUUAAGUUUUUGCAGAAACAUUUGCAGAUUUGCACAAACUUACUGUAUAAAUACAUAAAUCAUAAAGGCAUGUGUGUUUUUGAAAUGCUUGAAUGCACAUGAUUGUGA